AUUACGAAAUGGCAAUACUGCUUUUGAUUUUCUAUUGUGGCGACAUCUAGCAGGAGUAUUAAAAAUAAUUCAUAUUUAAUUUCCUCAUUUAAAUUAACAAAUAUUGUACGAAUUAAUAAUAUUGUAUUCUAUUGCUAGACUAAGUUUUUGAGCUAAUCAAUUUUUCAUUAUCUGUUCAAUAGUACUGUAUGGCACCUAUUGGUGGAUAUUAAAAAAAAUAUUUUCCUAGAAUUUUAGCUCCGCCCACUUAUUGCUUUUAGGCAGACAGAGGUUAGGUCUUUGAAUACGAUUUUUUGCCGCUAGAGUUCUCAUAUGCCUGCAAUUGUGCUGAUUCGUUUCUUGUGAUGGUGAUAAAUUAUAUACGUUUUCCUUAAGUUUAGUGCAUAUACCAGGUCAAAGAACUGUAGGACAUUGAGAAUGUCGUCGCAAGACGAUAACCAGAAUGGCGGCACAUCAAAAGGGCCUAUUCUAAUUGAACGAAAUAAAGAGGAUAUAGCUGAACCUGUAAGUACUGCAUCUGCUAUUUUAGUGUCAAGUGAAAAUGCAAAUGAUAACUCAAACCAAGUGUCUGACACAAAAUGUCAUAUUUCUGUCUCAUCUAAAACUGAUUCAGUUGACGAUAAUACGCAGCCUUCUAUUUCAAACGCGAACGAGAAUCAAGAACCUAAAGAAAAAAUAAAUAAAGUGACAAAUGAGAGCAAUGAAGCUUCUUCAAAGUCAGACCAUGAUGAUGCUUCGGCACAAUCAAGAGAGUUAAAACUAUUGCUGGCCCUCUCUAAAGAAGCCAAUUUGGAUACUAACUUAUCAAGAAAGAGAAAGUCUUUGGGAGUAAGAAGAAAGACUGAAAAUCGAGGAAGCCCUAAUAAAGGUGCAAAAAUUCAGUACCCCGUAACAGCCGAAAGUGAAUUAGAAAUGGAGAUUCAACAUACAGAAGAUCCGCAAUUGGAGAACAAGAGUGAUAAUUUCUUGGGAAGUCCAUCUUUUAAAGCAGCCAAAAGAAAGAAAGGUAGUUUGUCAGAUGCUUCAGGAGAUGGCGCUGCUGAAGAAUCUGCUAAGAAGAAUAGAAAAUUAUUGAUAAGUGAUGUCACCAUGUUUAAGCCUAACAAGGAUAUGUUCUGUUGGAGAUGUCAUAAGGAUAAUGUCAAUAUAGCUUGUGAAACCUGUCCACGAAGCUAUCAUCAAAAAUGUUUAAAACAAACUAUAAAUAACCAGGAUCACUGGCCUUGUCCGGAAUGUGUCUCAAUAUUGAAAGCAGAAAGUACACAUACACGAUCGCCUGCUCUAAAAGGCAUGACUUUAGAACACCUUUGUAGUCUACUAAAAUUUGCUGUUAAUCGUAUGACUCAAUGUCAAGGGUCGGAGCCAUUUAUAAAUGCAGUAAAUGAAGCAGAUUUUCCAGAAUAUAGAAAAUAUAUAAUACAACCCAUGGAUUUAACUCUGAUUAGAAAGAAUAUUAAGGAAAAUUUAUAUGGUAGUACCCAGGCUUUCGAGGCAGAUGCCAAGUGGAUUCUACAUAACAGCAUCAUUUUUAAUUCAUAUAUGGAAAUGUCAUUAAAAUCAGAGGACAACAGCUUUCAGGGGAAAAAAUAUCACUCCAAGCUAACCACUGUUGCUAAGGGUAUCAUUAAAAUUUGCAAACAGGAAAUGGCUGAAAUUGAAAAUUGUCCGACUUGCUAUCUAAAUGCAAACACAAAAAAGAACACCUGGUUUGUAGAAGUGUGUCCCAAGCCUCAUUUAUUAGUUUGGGCAAAAUUAAGAGGAUUUCCGUUUUGGCCAGGAAAGGCUAUGAGUUGUAAGGAUGGAAUGGUCGAUGUACGAUUUUUUGGGGCUCAUGAUAGAGCUUGGGUACCUGAAAAGGAAUGCUUUUUGUAUUCCCCCAAAGACCCUAACAGUUUUCGCGUCAAGAGGGCUGAUAUUGAAGAAUGUGUGGAGGAAUUAAAUGUCCACGUUAUAAAUUUGAAGAAAGAAUUUGGAGAAUUUAGAUAUCCCCCAUUCAAAACUCCAGUGGAUCCUAACAAUGAAGCGAAACAGUUACAAGUGUUUUUGCCCCAAUACAAACCAAAUACUAAAAAUGUUAAAACCCCUAAAAAACAAUUUGCAGAUAAAACUAAGAUUGAUAGUGCAAAACAAGAGAAGGACUCAUCAAAAAAUGAAAGUAAAGAAGAACCAAAAGAAAAUAAAGAAAAGAUAAUACAUAAUGAUGAUGAAAUAAUUGCAGGAUAUGGUACUGAUGAUGAUGAAAUUCCAGAAAUUAAUACGGAAUUGAGAAAAAAAUUCAUGAAAUCCUCUGAAGAAGAUGAAAAACUUGAAGGUGAUGAUGAUGAUGAUACCCAGGUACCAAGCAAUAUUGAACCAGAUAAAAAUGGUUUAAAUGAAAUUGUACUCACAAAGGGUGCAUUAAAAAGCUUUCCAGCAGAUAGAAAGAAUGAGGAUCUAAAUAGCUCUUCGAUAUUAACUGAGUCAAAUGACACUACUACAAAACCGAGUAAAAAAGUAGAUGAUGAUGCUCAGUCUAAGAAAUCAUUGCGUAGAGAUAGCGAUGCCAAGAGUGAUUCUGCCAGACUUUCAGAUAAGAUUAAUCAUGUUGAUAUCUCAGAGAAUAUGGAAAUUAGUCUCGGCAAUGAAAAAGGAAGUGUCGGAUAUUCAGAAAACAUUUCAUCAAAUAGCAGCGAAUGUUCUAGCGAUUUCGGAGUAGAAAUAAAGAAAAAACCUGUGCAAGUUGAUGUCGAUAAUGUUGAAUUUACGAUUUCUCCAGCUAGCAAACUUAAAAUGUCUGAUAAGCUUAUAGGGCGUCUAUCAGAUAAAGACAAUACUUCCAAGGAUAGUCCUAGUACCAGUAACGCUAAUUCAGAAAGUUUACAAAACGUCAAACGAGAUUUAAAUAGUGAUAAAUCAGCACACACUACAAAACUGAUCGAGAAGUUAAAAGAAAUAGUGCAGCCAGCUGAACCAUCGGUAGAUUCAGAACUAUCAUCAGAUACCUUUGAUCCAGUCAGUUCAACCAAUGAAUCGCACAUAGAAUACAUUCAUGAAGACGAAGUCAAUGAAUCAGAUACUGGAGAAGUAACUGAAGUGACCAAAGAAAAGGAAACAGCUUUAGUUUCAACUUCAAGUACCGAAACUAAAACGUCAUCGGCUGAUUCGCAUGAACUUGAUAAAUCAGAUGUCAGUAAUAUGGAAAUAAAUGAUCAGGACGAGGAUAAUGAUCAAAGUUCGGAUGAGAACAGUGCAGAUGAAAAUACACCGCUUAGUGUGAUAUCAAAAUUGAAGUCUAAUGAUGUUUUAUCUUCGCACAAAGCUGUUGAUUCUCAGAAUUUAUCUAAAGAGAGUGCUACAUCAAAUGAUUCAGUUGUUUUAUCUGAUAAAAGUCUCAGUGAAUCCUCGUCUGAUCCUAAAAAGAAAAGCAAUUCCCCAGAAUUGGUGCAAGAAAAGGAAGUAAUAAGGAAGGAAAGUAGUAAGAAAGCCUCUGAACAAUCUGAUGAGAAUGAUAUUGUAUUUACAAUUGACGAUGAAGAUGUAGAAGAAGCUCAACCAGUAGAGGAUCCCCUAAAAGAUGUUGAAAUAAAUAUUGAUAAGGAAAAAAUAAUAAACAUAAUACACUCAUCUCUAAGCGACAGUUCUAAUUCUCCUGAAAAACCUGCUUCUUCAUCAGAAAAAACUAUUCGCAUGGAAGUCGAUGAGAGAAAAACCUCAACACCAAACGUAAAAAAGCGUAAAUUAGUGGAAGGAGACAAACCCGAAACGAUGGAUAAAAUAAUAAAAAUCGUUUCGACCGAAAUCAUUCUCGCCAAAGGGUCAGAUAAGGAGAAUCAAAAUAAAAACGAAUCUCCGUUAUUGCAGAAAAGUCUCGAAUCGCAGAAAAGUCUGAAGCAUUCUUCGACGCACACCUCUCCAAGCGGUUCGACCAGAAGUUCACUGCACGAAGCCCCAUUCGAAAUAAAAAGCGAGCCGGAAUCUGAAUCGGAAGUUGGCAACGUUCUGUACAUGGAGGCCAAGAAGAAGUAUCUUUCGGCUUUGAACAUUUUGGAAAAAUCCGAUCAAUUGACCAGCAAACCGAAGACAAAUAAUGAAAUUCGAACUCGGUCAAAAACUGAAGAAAAAAGAGAACAAGGAAGGAUUAUUGAUAAUCUAACAAAGAUUAUCGAUGAGGUCGCUGUAAAUUAUAGCGCCAAUCACGAGAAUGACGGAGAACCGCCCGUGAAGAAAAAAAUUGUUGCUGUAAAUUCGGUAUCUGCCAGUGAUAAUUGCGAAAUUUUUGUUAAAUCGUUUGCAAAAAUUGCUCCAGAUUCUACCGAAAAUAAUAACAAAAUCACUUUUCCUACUCCACCGCUUAAACACAGAGCUCGUAAAUCCUUUCCUCAACCAAACUACAGUAAAAAUACAAUUAAAGUUACGCCAAAACUUGUUAAGGAACCACCCAAAGUUCCCCCAGCUCCAGUUGUAGUGCAAAGUAAACCUAAUGCAGACACUCCAAAAUCGGUUUCUAAGACUACAACAGCUAUAUGCGUUCCUUUAACGACGACUGUAACAACUGCAGCUCCUCAACCAACCUCAAAACUUUCCGUUCCAUCGUUGAGCCAAAUAGAAGGAGUUCGCCCUACAAAUGGUUAUUUGAUCCUACAACAACCACAACAAGAUAACUUGUUAUUCAUACCGCCAAAUUCAAGUUUGAAUUACACCAGUACGCUAGGAAAUCAAAUGGUUUCAAUGACGCCUUGCUUAGUUUCGGCUCCAACGAGUACUGCGUUGAGACAAUUUACUCAACCGCCCACUAUAUGGACGCCCAACGCAGCAGCCGUUCAGCUAAAGCCAUCUUUAAACUUGAACAGUUCGCAAAACUAUAUUCCUCAAGGCGAAAGGAAUAAUAAUAAUAAUAGUAAUAAUAAUGACAAUCCACCUUUACCAAAUCUAGCAAUUCCAGUUACAACAGCCAAUACUACAACAAAUAUGUCUCUACCUAUUAUUUGCAGCACCUUAAUUGAAAAUCCAAAUAAUAAUGCAUCAUUAUCUAAGAACCCUACAAACAGUAACAACACGGAGACUACGAGGGAAGCAGUUACCAAUGAAACUGAAAGAGCUGUUACAGCCGAGCCGGAAGUUAUAUCCCAUACCAAUCCACCUGAUGAGUUUGCAGUUCUAAAUAGUUUAGGAGCAGAAAAUAUUUCGAAAGCUGUCAGUGAAAUUAUUAAAAAACCACCACCGAAAUUGAAACCUCGACCGCCUGGGGCUUUAAGUCAGCAAUUUAGUGAAGGUUUGCCAAGUUCUGCAGGUCCAGUUACUUCUAGAAUAAAUUCUGUGGCGCAUAAAUUGAGUGAUUAUUUUCGAGGUAUGCUAAUUGAAACUUUGGAAGAUUUGGGCAAGACGAGUAAUCCGGAAGCGACGAUAGCCAAUUUAAAGUUGGAAAUUGAAACUUUAAGGCACAGACAUGCCAUCGAAUUAUCAGAGAUCGAAAAGAACAUGUGUCUAAUAUUAAAAGAUGUACAGCGUAGUAUUGUAGAGGAUAGAGACAGAUUGAUUGAACAGACAAGAGCUGUCUGCGAAACGGAAGCUAUUAAAAGAAUAGAGGAAGCAAAAUCAAAACAAUGGUGUGCGAAUUGUUCAAAAGAGGCCCAGUUUUACUGUUGUUGGAAUACCAGUUACUGUGAUUAUCCUUGCCAGCAGAAGCACUGGCCAACCCACAUGAACAAAUGCACGCAAAAUAUUAACCAACCACAAAGCACUCCCACGACGAUGUUACGGCCCAACACGCAACAGCUGAUCUUAAGGCCGGCGAAUCCUCCCCCUAAGGGAGGAAAUCUCGGGAGAGUAAUUACGAAACCCUUACAAAAAGUGUAUGUAAAUCGUAAUAUGGCUAAUUCAAAGGGAAUGAGAGUUCAGACUACCGCAGGAAACGUUUUAACAAUGAUGGAGACAACGCCAGGAAACUAUCAGUUAAUGAGCAAUUCUUUGCUUAGGCCAAGUAACUCGAAUUCGAAUUUAAAGACAGGCAAUGUAAUUUCGCUUGUGCCGUCAGCUACCAGUUCGACAAACAGCAAUUUACCGAAAAAGAACGCCGCGCCGCCCAAGCAGCCAGUUAAAAUUCUGAAUCAGUCUGUUGCUGUUGCAACUAUCUCAGAGGAGGAUUCUGAUUAGCAGAUGUACAUAAUAAUUAACAAGGAUUGAAAUAUUCAUAACACGUUUUAUUUAAAUCUUUUAAAUCGCAGACCAUUUCUUCUUUGAAUUUAAUGUAAUAGUAGGAAUAUUGAAAAUAAGGCCAUAUACAGAGAAUAAUGGUUUUCUAGCUUUGUUAAAAAUUAAUUAAAACUAUUAACAGAAAGCAGUUCAUGUGAAAACGUGAAUCAAAAACAAUAUGUUAUUUUUAAAAUAUUCAUGAAUUUUAAUAAUUUUCUUCUGUUUCAUUAAACGUUUUGUUAGAUCUCAAAAGGUGGGUUUGCAUUGCAUUUUACGUUCCCAAUAUAAUUUUACAUAUAAAAUGACAGCGAUCUUCGUAGCCAUCGUUGACGCCGUUUUUUUUUCAAUCAUAUUGUAUAUAACAAUAACAAAUGUUUGCCAGGUACACGAGUCUUCUGAACCCGGCUUUACAUAUUGUUAUUAUUUGUCACAAAGUUUAAGUUUUUAUUUAAAACGGCUGGUUAUACAGGGUCGUGCAAAUAAAUAAAUACGUAUGAUAACUUCUAAAGAUUUUAAAAAUAAUUUGGGGUUUUUUAUAACCAUUUUCUAUUUGCCGUUUAUCUACAAAAUUGUUUGCUUAAAUGGCCCCACACACACCCGACACCACAAUGUACUUCUUUACCAGUCAAAGAGUGUAAUAUAUCAUAUUACCUAUGAUAUGUUCCCCAGAUUGUCUUUACAAGAGGAACAACUUUUUUAUUAUUAACAUUUUGAGAAAAAUACGUUCUUCAUAAAAAGUUUUGCUUGUUCUAA
Messenger RNA from Sitophilus oryzae (rice weevil), 6924 nucleotides. RefSeq names its product protein kinase C-binding protein 1-like. The coding region runs from base 418 to 6132 and encodes 1904 amino acids. Gene Ontology annotation, molecular function: protein binding. The transcript is spliced from 24 exons. The record is from RefSeq and is a predicted model, not a curated record. NCBI's taxonomy places the organism in Eukaryota, Metazoa, Arthropoda, Insecta, Coleoptera, Curculionidae.